UCGCGUGUGUUAGGCGCGCGCGGCUGCUUCUUUUCCGCGUUUUUGUGCGAAUUUUUGGUUCGUCGUUUUCCCGCGCGAUUCGUUUACAAACUUUUCCCCCCGUAACUUUCAGGUGUAAAUAGAAUUUAGUACAAAACUUUGUUGAAUUUAGAAACGAGUGUGUGUGUGUGACUUUGGAUUAUUGUGACCAAGCGCAGUGACAUUGUGUUGCGGUGUUUAUUAUUUGCACUUCAUUUCAAGUUUGGAUGUCUUAGUUUAAGAUGCCGUACCAUUGGCUGACUGUUAAGACUGACUAAAAUUAAUUAUGGAGCAAACUAGGAAAUUAUAAGUCAAUGAAGCUUUUUCUUAGGUCGGUUUCGGUUCUGACUCGCGGGGGAGUCAAAAAAUUGCAAUGACUACUGCGAUGGCCGCGCACCAAGAAUCGAUACAUGAGAGACUACAGCCAACCAAUGAGGAGCCUUUGUACAUCCACCAUGGGACACCAUGGCCAGAGUCUUCGGAACAUCAAGAAGACACGAGCACGGACAUGUCCCCUUAUUACAACAUGCCCAAAAGAAACAAAAGAAAAAACUUCAAACCCCGCUGCGCUCCUAAUGCAACAAAUUUCUCUGACGAUUCUAAUGGCCCCCGUGAUGACGCUGCUAGCCCCUUAAACGGGAAUGACAGGACAUCUGACCAGGAAGAAAAUGACAACUAUGCUAAAAUAGGAGUCAAAAACUUUAGUGUCCUCAAAGGUGGCGCAGUCGAUCUAAGUAGGAGGCUAAGUACUGACUCCAAUGAAAACAUAGACUCUAAUUACCAAAAUAGGUUACCGGACGACAAAAAGGUGGACUCCUUCCAACGUUCCUAUUUAAAUAGCUUACAAAACCAAGACGUUGAAAGAGACCAAACUGUAUUAAACUUUAGUAGUUUACAAAAUAAAACUUUCUGUGCCAAAAAUCCUUUCGCAAUUUCACAGUUAAUAAAAACAAACUCACCUCCAAGGAGAAGGGAGUCAGAUUCCGAUGAGGAGAGUAAAGGGCAGGAUAUAAAUGCAAAUGAAAGAAUAGAUAAUCAAGAACAAAUGGAUACAAAUGAAGGUCAACAGAACGGAGACACAAAUAACGCUACAAAUAAAAUUUUAAGAGACUACGCGAUGAAUACUAUGAAAGAACUUCUCGGUAUUUAUGGUUUGUCGUCGAAUGAAGUAGCUGACGCUAUAAGUGGGCAAAUCCGGGCGUUAGAAGCACUUCAAGGUAAACCAUUUACCCAACUGCCUUUAAGUCUGAAGCGAAGACACGACUCUGGAGAUGGUACAGACAGAAGCCUCCGUAGAUCGUCGUCAGCCACGGAGGAUGAAGGAUCUACCAAUAUCACUCCUCCGAAAACACCUGAUAAUGAUAUUGAGGCAUCUAGACAAAGAGCACUUCAAAUCAUAAAUCAGCAAACGAUGAGGCUGUUUGGUAGAACACAAGGUCAGGAGGAAGAUGGAAGUGGCUCUGAUGAUGGAGACCAGACUCUGGACUUGAGUGUUUCAAGGGACACAGAUGGACAGGAACAGUCGACCACAUCUAGCGCUGGCAACAGCGUAUCAGAGUUCGAGCAGCAGAGCCUGCUCAUGAGGAAGAACCUGGAAGAUCUCGCCAAUUUACAAAUGCAGGGUUUCUUCCAAAAACAAUCGCCGAUGGACGCUGAUGACUCGCAAGAGAGAAAACUGCAAUCUGGUGGCCUCUUGUCAGCGUUAAACCAUUUGAGCAACAAAAACUCCCUACAAACUACUCUAGAUUACUCCAGAUACGUUAAAAGGUACAGCUCAACACUAGAAUGUGGUUCGUCGUACUGCAAAGACCUCGGGUACCGGGAGCACUUCCACUGCAUGGACUGCACCGCCAGGGUCUUUUGCAAGAAGGAGGAAAUGAUCAGACACUUCAAGUGGCACAAGAAACGCGACGAAUCUUUAGCCCACGGCUUCAUGCGAUACUCUCCCUUGGACGACUGCUCCGAGAGAUUCUCUGACUGUCCACACAACAGGAGCCAGACUCAUUACCACUGCAUCCAGGACGGAUGUGAUAAGGUGUACAUAUCAACGUCAGACGUGCAAAUGCAUGCAAACUAUCACCGCAAGGACUCUGCGAUCCUGCAGGAAGGGUUCCAGCGGUUCAGGGCAACCGAAAGCUGCUCUGCACCACACUGCGUGUUUGCUGGACAACGGACUACGCACUUCCAUUGCCGUAGGCCCGGAUGCACUUAUACUUUUAAAAAUAAGGCAGAUAUGGAAAAACACAAAACCUAUCACAUAAAAGAUGAGGCUCUCUCCAAAGACGGAUUCAAGAAGUAUAUGAAGAACGAAGCCUGUCCGUACCGCGACUGCAGAUUCAGCCGCACGUGCAACCACAUCCACUGCAUCAGACCGCAUUGCAACUAUGUGCUGCAUUCUAGUAGUCAAAUAUUCACUCAUAAGAGGAAACAUGAGCGAAAAGAACAGGAGAUGACUUUCGGCUUACCAACGUCAGUGAUUCAAUCUGCUCUGCUUCAACAAGGGGCUGACUUAACCAUGUACUCACCGAGCAACCUUCACACCGACGACGAUGUCUCCAACUCUAUGCUCGAUGGGGACUUCUCUUACCCUUUUAAUCCAGUAUUAGUGGAGGAAGUAUCUCGCAAAUAUAUAGAAACUUUCAAUGGGGGCAAAGAGGCUGAAGAUAAAUGCAACAAAUGCAGUGCCUUCAACAAGCACUACCACUGCCUCGCUGAUGGAUGUAAGAUGGCUCAUAGUUGCCAUAAUACAAUGACAAAACACGUAAUGGAGCACGAGCAGCAGAAUCAAGUAACAGAUGCUUACUUUGUGACGUACACCCGGCACAAUCCCUGCAACAACUCCGCUUGUCAACACAUCAGAGAUAUCACGCAUUAUCAUUGUACUUGGGAAAACUGUGGAGCAGUCAUUCUCUCAUCAGAGGAACACCCGUUCAGGCGUCUAGAACAUCACCGUCAACAUGCAAUUCUAAGCCCUAUGUCUCCGAAUCUAGCGGCGAGAUUCGCUCCCAACUUUACGCCUCAACUCUCAGCUCAACUUCACCCCAAUAUGGCAGCUCAGCUCGGUCAAGUUCCAAAUUUACCAAACCUCCCGCCAAACUUGGCACAAUUAGCUCAAAUGACUCCAAACUUAGCUUCUCAAUUGAAUCCAAAUCUUCAAGCUCAACUGAAUCUUGGUCCAAAUUCUGGAGUUGUUCCUCAACAAAUAAACCCAUCAAGUUCUUUAGACGAAAUGUUUAGUAGGAAGAGAGGAAGACCACCGAAGAAUCGUGUAGUAGAAGUUUGGACUGACAAUGUCACUCCUCAAGCUAUAUUUACGUCUUUUAAACUACCGAAAAGUAACCAACUCCCACCUGUUAUACCAGCCCCUGUGAUCACAACGGUAGAAGAAUUCCCGCGUAUCAAGUUCCAGCACUUUGAAGUGUUCACGACUCCUGAUGCCUGCUGUCAGUCUUACCCGAACUGUCAAUUGAGAAUGACUAGACUGCAUCUUCAUUGCUUCAACUGCAGCUUUUCUGGAGAAACUCACAUUAUCAUGGAAACUCACAUGCGAGAGUCACAUUCAAUAAGCCCUCUUGUAGAAGGGUUUGAUUACUUCUCAUCUUUCGAUCAAUGUGGAGGAAAGAGUUGCUUUAAGAACCAGUUAAGGGCCCACUUCCAUUGUGCGCAAGGGAAUAGUUGUCCAGCAAUUUUGACACAGUAUUCUGCCUUAGCAACACACAAACAUGGAAGGGGCACCCCGGUGAUUAAGAGUGAAGACCAAGAGAGGUCCUUUGAGGAAGCCAAAGACUACUCUCUUAAGGAAAGAGCAUCAGCUGACAGUAUAAGUUCAUUAAAGGAACCUAACGAAUCAUAUACACCGACAAAUUUCUCGAUUAAGAGUGAAUUUGAUCGCGAACAAGACAGUGUUUCGGUAAAAGCGACGGGGACGUUUUACCCAUCGUCUCAUCUCAGAAGCAAUACAUCAUCACCAUCCCCCCGGAGCAUUUACGACGCUUCGCCUUCGAAGGAUAUGAAACCUCGAAUGGACUUUGACAAGAAAAUUUAUGACCUUCCGAAGACAUCUGGUCCUACGAUCCCACCGUCCUGUCAUGACCAGACUUGUCCGUUGAACAAGAAUGCUGGGGGAAUGAAUCUUCAUUACCACUGCCCACACUGCAGUCAGGCUUAUGUGGACCUGAAGCUCUUAUUUAGCCACAUGGUGAAGAAGCAUAGCAAUGCUAUGGACACUGGACCAAUUGGAUUAGCCGCUACUAAGGAGACGUUGGAGAGGGAAUAUCCCGAAAUCUCGAUACUGCCAUCUACUGCAUCAUCAGCUUCCACCAGUCAGGCUCCAUCGCCGAGCCAGAGACCACCGAAUCCUGCUGAACAAGUACAAGCAGUCCAAAGUCUACUUCUCCAGCAGUACCUAGCAGGUGGACGCAAAGGUAGCCUCCAGGAUCAGCUAAAGAUGCAGCAGCAAUACACCGCCUCGUUGGCCGGUCUUCCAGGACUGGCGCAGGUGGCUCUUUUCUCGCAAGGCGGUUCCGCUUUCCCCUUGUAUCCCACCAUGCUGUACCCACCAGAACUGCUUCUGGAACAAAGUCUUCUCCAAGGACAUGGUCUACCACCGGGUCUAGAUAAAGAGGCCGAAAUGAUCGCCAAAUCAAGGCGCACGCAUUCAACGCGGGGGCCCCACAUGCGCGUGAUGAAGGACGAGCCCAUUCCUGAAGGUUAUCUUCGCUUCAGGUUCAACGAAGACUGCGCUUACCAACACUGUGGUUAUAGAGAACACCAAACCCAUUUCCACUGCACUAGGAAAGACUGUGGAUACUCCUUUUGUGACAAAACUAGAUUCGUGCAACACACAGCGAGACACGAAAGAUUGGACACUCUUAUGGGCGGAGACUUCCAACAAUAUCGCGCUAACGUAUACUGUCAGAGGCCGGAUUGUCCCCAUGCCUCCACUUUUGGAACAGGUCAGAACAAAGCUUCCCACUUCCAUUGUCUGAAGUGCGACUUCGUGUGUACAGACACGAACAAAGUUGUGGCACAUCGUCGACAGCACCAGAAACUCGACUCUAUUCAAGCAGCUGGCUUCGAUAAGUUCCCACCUAGUAAAGGUUGUGGCUACGAACCCCAAUGCAUUCAUAGCAAGAAACAAACACAUUACCACUGCUUACAGUGCGGUUUUGCCGUCCUGGGUCUAUCUCAGAUGACAUCUCACAAGUACAAACACCAGGAAGCGAACCUUGGACCAUCCACAAGCGCUACUAACUGACAAGCAACUCUACAUAUUAUGGGGAUAUUCAAACGUAUACGAAAUGUAGUGUGUGUCAUAAUUUAAUGUAGAGUGACACAAAAAUUAUGUGAUUAUGACUUAUAAUAAUUAUGACAAAAUUAUGUGAUGUUAUGGAUAAAACAAAUUAUGUGGAAUAUUUCUGUGAUGUCCCACUAAUUAUGACUCUGAUAGAUGUCCUGCUAUGACAAAUGUAGAAUAGUGCGGAAAAUUAUAACUAUGACAAAUAUGUUACUAAUGUGUUGUCCCUCGAAAUUGUGCCUUAGAUGCAAACUGGGGUUUAUUUUUUACGACUAGAUUAACUGUAGUUUUCAUACUAAGCCCCUCAUCAGAUUAAUUGUGUGGCAAAGUAUGUGCCAAAUUAUGAGUAAUGAGAGUAUGUUGGAAGUAAAUGAGUACGACAAUACGAUUUUAUGGGAGAUAUAAUUAAUGCAUGAUGUAACUUAUGUGUUGAUUUCUUUUCAAAGGCGUGAGAAAAAGUGUUUAUUAAUGACUUUGUAAUAAAGUGAUCAUUAAAUUUAUGUGAAAAGUGUUUAGAAAUGCAUGUUAAUUUAAAUCUAAUGUGUGUAUUUCCUACAUCCUGACCAAUCUUAGAAAUUAGUUUAUAUAAAGUAUUUAUAUUUAUUACUUCCCCUUGAAAAAGACAUUUUUACGAAUAGUAUUAUUAAUUUAGAUUUCAUAAAAAAAUAAGGCAAUAAAAAUUGGGUUAGGAACACCAUUUUGUGCCUGAAGGGUUAAAAUUCAUGACAAUAUGAUUUUUGCGAUGACCUUUAACAAUAUGAUCAGUCCUAAAGAACUGCCAAUU
Messenger RNA from Hyposmocoma kahamanoa, 6098 nucleotides. RefSeq lists its product as uncharacterized. Gene Ontology annotation, molecular function: DNA-binding transcription factor activity, RNA polymerase II-specific; RNA polymerase II transcription regulatory region sequence-specific DNA binding. NCBI's taxonomy places the organism in Eukaryota, Metazoa, Arthropoda, Insecta, Lepidoptera, Cosmopterigidae. The transcript has 27 exons. Gene Ontology annotation, cellular component: nucleus. The coding region runs from base 392 to 5275 and encodes 1627 amino acids. Gene Ontology annotation, biological process: positive regulation of transcription by RNA polymerase II; regulation of neuron differentiation. The record is from RefSeq and is a predicted model, not a curated record.